This is a messenger RNA of Arabidopsis thaliana (thale cress), 799 nucleotides long. RefSeq lists its product as uncharacterized. Bases 194 to 601 code for a protein of 135 amino acids. Lineage: Eukaryota; Viridiplantae; Streptophyta; Magnoliopsida; Brassicales; Brassicaceae. The transcript has a single exon. The record is from RefSeq and is marked reviewed.
AUCGAGAUGUUUAAAAGUAAUUUGAAUAUUAUGUGUAGGGGACAAUACAAUUUUUAUGACUUAUAUGUGACUUGGUCUAUGAUUGUUUAAAAUAUAAAAUUGCAGCCAAUGGUUUGAUUACAGCUAAAAAAACAGUUUCGUGUUGGCUUCUAUUACACCAAAACCCUUCAAACUCAGUUUCGACCCUUUUGUAAUGGAAGUUGGACAAGCGAAUCCGCUUCUUGGUGAAUCGUCUUGCUGUUCCACCACCGUUAAAUCCUCCUGGUGGCAGCGAAUUCACAGAAACAACCACCAGGAGCCACGGUGGUGGGUGCGAGCGUUUCUAAAGAUCCGAGAAUGGUCGGAGAUCGUGGCUGGGCCACGGUGGAAGACUUUCAUCCGCAGAUUCAACCGCGAUCCACGCCGAGGUCAAGACUGGGACGAUAGUGACAAAUUCCGAUACGAUCCUGUGAGUUACACUUUGAGUUUCGAAGAUGAAGACAAAGACGACGACGACGAAGCUGGAGUCGGUGGAGUCAGAAGCUUCUCGAUGCGCUACGCUUCUGUCCCCGUUGCUUCAGGUAAAUCUCCCGCUGUUAUCAGCGUUGACGCCGUGAAAUGAUAUCUCUUCGGACGAGUUCGACGAUAGGCGUUUGAAAAGUCUCUCGUAUGAGUUGCGUUUCCUCCUUGUUUAUUAUUUGUUUAAAAGUUAAGUUUGGUUUGAUUUAUUAUUUAUCGUUGAAAGUUACUCCUCUUUCAACGUGUCUUGUAAAUGUAUCACGACGGUCUAAUAUUUUGAUUCUAUAAUUUUCCUGUGUUC